Messenger RNA from Suhomyces tanzawaensis NRRL Y-17324, 4136 nucleotides. Its product is annotated as ATP-dependent 3'-5' DNA helicase. Gene Ontology annotation, molecular function: ATP binding; nucleic acid binding. The coding region runs from base 275 to 3850 and encodes 1191 amino acids. The record is from RefSeq and is a predicted model, not a curated record. The transcript has a single exon. Lineage: Eukaryota; Fungi; Ascomycota; Pichiomycetes; Serinales; Debaryomycetaceae.
UCACGACUCAGCCUACUGCAAUGCUGUGGGUUGCUCCUGUUUGGCGGCUGGGGGCAUCUGAAACAGGAACCAACCAUCGCGAGUUGCUUAUCACGUGACCAGAAGUAACCAGAUCAGGCAUAGAUAGGUACGCGGUGCGCUAUUUCAAGUGUUCUGGGCUCUCUCACAGACCCACGACAGUUGCAUACACACACACACAUAUCUGCCCCAGUAUACUCUCCUUACGGUACACACGGCACGGUACUGGCAUUUGCUCGGCAGACUAGACUCCAACAUGUCCCCAACCAGUAUGGACCGUCUCCUCCGCAUCUUCGCACAGAUCAACACCCAUCUCACGUUUCUCGCCGCCCAUUCACGCUCUACCAUCUCCACCAUCGAGCUUCUCCAGAAGCUAAACCCAGCAAUCGUUCCCCUGGAUCUCGCCAUUAUCAAGCACCUCAUGCCCCCAGGAGAGAUCUUCUUCGACUACUGCGACGAAAAUCAACUCAUGCUAUCCUUCAUAGAGAAUGUGAAGUUCGAGUGGUCCACGGGCUAUCAGCAGACUAAGAAUGAUGUUUAUGAGAAUAUCGGCGGCGAACAACACGAUUCCAGACAAUUGCUAGUGUUUGAUUUCCAGGACACCAAGAUGCACGGUAUCGGGGCAGCCACGAAAAAGAGAAAACGGAAUGAGGUUGAAAGUGAUGAUAGGCUAGGAUUUUUCCUUUCAAGUAAGGACCUAAAAAUGCAGGGACUCACAAAUGCUCAAUUGCUUCAGAUGAUCCAAAGCCGAAAUAAGAAGUUCAAUAAAAUUGUGACAGACUACUGCCACAAUUUCACAGAGGAUGAAAUCAAUCAGGGAAGACCAUGGCAGGCUUUGGUAGAAGUAGUAGCUGACAAAAUUCCCCAACCUCCAGAUAUGAGUGACCCAUUGGACUCCUUGAGAGAAAGCGCAGAAACCAAUCUGAGUUUUGAAAUUGAAAAACCAAGCCUCGAAGCAAUGAUCACGGGAAUCAAAGAAAAGCCAUUUUACAAAAAUCAGAUCGUGGGUGUUAGAACUUUGACUCCAGCACAGGAAGCAAAACUAACAAAAUUUAAACCCAGCGGCGACUGGGAAUUUCAUCCCGACUUGAAAGAAGCAUUGUAUAAUUAUCGUGGUAUCUCCAUAGAUGAUGGUUUGUAUUCACAUCAAACCGAAGCACUUGAAGUUCUAAUGGCACAGCAAAAAAAACAUGUAAUCAUAAGCACCUCCACCAGUUCAGGUAAAUCUUUAAUUUAUCAACUACCAAUUUUAAACGAUAUUUUAUGGAACAUUCAUAGUGGGAUUACUGAAAGGUCCACAACCGCAAUUUUUGUCUUCCCUACAAAAGCCCUAGCACAGGAUCAGAAGAGACAUUUGCAAGAAUUUAUCAAUUAUUUGCCAUCAUCCGAGACCAGACGAAUUAUUGUAGAAACAUAUGACGGUGACACCCCAGCGAAAGAUAGACAUUGGGCAAAGUCUUUCGCAGAUAUUAUAUUCACAAAUCCUGAUACAAUUCAUGCGUCCAUUCUUCCAAACCACGAUGGCUACGCUUCUUCGAACUCUUCGGGAUGGGGUCAAUUCCUAAAGACUUUGAAGUAUGUGGUAAUGGAUGAGUUACAUGUAUACAAAGGGACAUUUGGGGUUCACGUGUCAUAUGUGAUGGCAAGACUAAACAGAAUAUGUAAUAAGGUUUAUCUCAACAACUCAAUUAGAUUCAUCUCCUGCUCUGCAACAAUCAUGAAUCCAAUUUCACAUUUCAGAACUAUUUGUGCAAUAAGAAAGCAUGAAAUAGUCGUUCAUGUAUCUAAAGAUGGCAGUCCUUGCGGGGAGAAAAAGUUGAUAGUCUGGAAUCCACCACCACUAAUGAAUAAACGAGGUCAGCACUCAAUUGAAACAUUUUUCGAAACAGACACCAAUGAUGAAAAUUCUAAAUCGAAGUCUUCUAAAUUUAUCCCAAGAGAAAAUAUCAUUCCGGAAACUGCCAGACUCUUACUCCAUAUCUUGCACAAAUUUCCAUCGAUCAGAGUGAUAGUCUUUUGCCCUAUUCGAGUUGUAUGUGAACUUCUAAUUAAAGAAGUCAAGACCCUCAUCCAGAAUAACCCGCUGUAUAAAUUGAGUGAAGCAGAUGUUAUGUCCUAUAGAGGAGGCUAUUCAAAGUCAGACAGAAGAACGAUUGAACAAAAGAUGUUUUCAGGUCAGUUAAGAGCCAUCAUUGCAACUAACGCAUUGGAAUUGGGGAUCGAUCUAUCUGAUCUUGACGUUGUGAUAACUUGCGGAUUUCCAAUGCUGAAGCUGAAUCUACAUCAACAAUUUGGUAGGGCUGGUAGGUCGAGAGAUUCUCAAGGAAGUUUGGCGUUUUUUGUGGGUGGUCCCAACCCAAUAGACCAGCAUUACAUUAAAAAUAUAGAUGAGUUGUGUGACAAGAGUACGUAUGAGGACUUGUGCGUUGAGGGACUUUUGGGUAUGGGAUCUAAUGAGUUGAUUAUGGAACAACACUUACAAUGUUCAUCCUACGAGUUUCCAAUUUCUACGGACGACAUGGAUUAUUUUGCACCCGAUGAAUCAGCUUCAAAAUCGAAUACCUUUGUGAAGCUCUGCCGAAAACUGUUAUACAAGGAUGCUAAAGAUCUUUAUCGCACUAAUCCAAAAUAUCUUCCUUGGCCCUCAGAGCACGUAACAAUUAGAUCUAUUGAAAACAGCAUGUUCGCAGUGGUCGAUAUAACCAACAACAGGAAUGUUGUAAUUGAAGAAGUGGAAGCAUCCCGUACUAGCUUUACUCUAUACGAGGGGGGUAUAUUCUUGCAUCAAGGUAUGCCUUACCUUGUGAAGGAGUUCAAUUACGAUGAAAAAUUCGCAAAGGUCACCAGAGUAAAAGUUGAUUGGACAACUAGUCAAAGGGAUUUCACUGAUAUUGAUCCCGUGGAAAUUGAUUACGUUAAGCAAUUAUGCCCUCCCGAUUCACAAAGACCGAGUGAUAUUCCUGUUUAUUUUGGAAAAAUACUUACAACAAUUAUAGUCUUUGGCUUCUUUAAAGUUAAUCGAAGAUCGGAAAUCCUCGAAGUCGUUGAGGUAAACAACCCGCCAAUUAAGUUAGAAUCCAAAGGAUUUUGGAUUGACAUACCAAAUAUUGUCUUCGACGUAAUAAAAGAAAAAUCAUUGUCACCAGCCGGAGGAAUUCAUGCUGCUCAACACGCCAUCAUGAAUAUCUUACCUUUGUUCAUAAACGGAGGCGCAUCCACAAAUCCGAACGCUAAAUUCAGUUCAAAUAUUGGUGAGUCCGAACUUAUGACUGAAUGCAAGGCUCCUGAGAAAGAAUUUGCCCAAAGGCAAACUAAUAGGAAAAGACCAGCCAGAUUGAUUUUUCAUGAUACCAAUGGUGGCGAGAAAGGCUCUGGCAUUUCAUUGAAAACAUUCGAACACAUAGAUGAUAUUUUGCACACAACAUACAUGAGAGUUAGGGGCUGUGAGUGCGAUUGGGGAUGUCCUGGUUGUGUAACUGCGCUGUUCUGUAAAGAAAUGCUGCAAGUGAUGUCAAAACCUGCUUGUAUUUUGAUUUUAGCAGGACUUCUAGGAUACGAUUUGUCGGUGAUUAAAGACGAAGUUUUAGAUGGCCCAGAAGCAAAUAUGCCCGAUUUGAAAGUUGAAACAAUCCAAACUGGUGGACUGGUGGUGAAAUUCUCGCCCGAUCUUCAGAUUCUUGAAGUAAGAAAAGCAACAAAGAAACUAAUGAAGGUCGAAGAAGUGAAAGAAGAGAUUCAAGAUUCAGAGCUGGAUUUUCUAGGUAAUCACAGUCCGGAGGUUAAAGUAAAGGAAGAGGAUUUUCAUGAAGUGAUUGAAAUUACUGAGAUUUAGUUAUCUUUUUGUUUGCUUCAUGAGUCUUUGUUUGGUCAUUUUCUUUUCAUUAUUGAAUUCUAUAUGCGUUCAUCCAAUUUAAUACUUAGUGGAAUUUUUUCUACUAGUAAUCAUUGAAGCCUUCCGUGAAAGUCUUUGGGCAAAACUUCCCUUUUUGGCCGGAAAUUCCUCGUUGGAGAACCCUGAGUCAAAUGACGCUUGUCUGGGAAGACUGAGCUUGCUUGAUCUUUGUGAAUUGUUUCUCCGAACAUGCAAAAAAUUAUCACUUUGAUUUCCAUUAAGAUAU